GCCGCUGCCGCCGCCGCCGCCGCCGCCGCCGCCGCCGCCGGCUUGUCGCGCUGCACAAACGCAAGACUUUAGCACACGUGCCCCUCGUCGGCACGCCGCACCACACUUGAGUCCCAUGCCCAGUUCCAAAUACACUAAUCGCAACACUUUGUUUGGGUUAGCCUCCACGGCUAACUAGUGCUAGCUUGGCGGCACAACAUUUGAGCGUGGAGUGAGUUCAUGUUCAUUCAUACGUCGACACCAAACGUCAAAUUCGGCCACACGAAACGUCUUCACACUCUUGCUUGCUGGCUUCGACAGUGCCCGCCCGCCCGCGCGUGCGCGCGCGCGCGCCUACACUUUGUUAGCCUGCGCGCGCGGCUAACAGUGCUAGCGAAAACCACCACAUUCGGAGUCAACCAAAGUGUCACGUUCAUAUAACUGUCGGCCGAAACUGUCAAGUUGGGUCACUUGACAUUUUCUUUGUUUACACUCGCAUGCGGCUGUUGCCGAAGUCUUUUUAUGGAGUGAUUGGGGAGGAACGACUUAGUUUCGCAUUCCGGGGGACCGGAACGAGAUUUUCAGGUGGACGAACUACUCCGGUCACUUUGAGCAAAUCGCUGCAUCAAAAUCUCAAGAGAAGGAUUUCUGUACUCACUCACUCACUCACUCACUCACUCACUCACUCACUCACUCACUCACUCACUCACUCGAGAACUUGUUGUGUUGCAGGAAAUUCAAGUCAAAGCUGGCAAGCGUCCGCUAUGAAGAAGAGAAGUUUGUCUCUUCAGCUGGUGAAAAGGAUGCUGAACUGUAGGAACCCUGAGCUCCACGAGGAGCUGCAGAUCCAGGCGGCGGUGGCGGCGGGUGACGUAUACACAGUGCGCCGCAUGCUGGAGCGCGGAUACUCACCCAAGAUCCGCGACGCCAACGGAUGGACGCUGCUGCACUUCUCGGCCGCCAAGAGCAAGGAGCGAUGCGUGCGCGUCUUCCUGGAGCACGGAGCGGACCCGACGGUGAAGGACUUAAUCGGGGGCUUCACGGCGCUGCACUACGCCGCCAUGCACGGGCGCGCUCGCAUCGCCCGCCUCAUGCUGGAGUCAGACUUUUGCGGCGACAUCAUCGACGCCAAGAGCUACGACGGCUGGACGCCGCUGCAUGUGGCGGCCCACUAUGGCCGUGACUCCUUUGUGCGCCUCCUGCUGGAGUUCUGCGCCCGAGUGGACCCGCUGAGCGACAAGGGCACCACGCCGCUGCAGCUGGCCAUCAUCCGCGAGCGCUCCAGCUGCGUGCGCAUCCUGCUGGACCACGGCGCCAACAUUGACAUUCAGAACGGCUUCCUGUUGCGGUACGCCGUGAGUAAGGCCAACCAUUCGUACUGCCGCAUGUUCCUCCAGCGCGGCGCCGACACCAACCUGGGCCGGCUGGAGGACGGCCAGACGCCGCUGCAUCUAUCGGCGCUACGCGACGACGUGCUGUGCGCACGCAUGCUCUACGCUUACGGCGCCGACACCAACGCCAGGAACUACGAGGGCCAGACGCCCGCCGCCGUCUCCGUCAGCAUGUCCAGACACAACAGGCCGUGUCUGGACUUCCUGCAGGACGUCACAAAACGUCCUCGGAGCCUUCAGGACGUGUGUCGCAUCAAGAUCCGCCGGUGUGUCGGCCUGCAGAGGCUAUGCCUCCUGGAGGAGCUUCCCAUCGCCAAGGUCAUGAAGGACUAUCUCAAACACAAGUUUUAAUGUUGCCGCCGGGGAUGAGUCGGGAAAAGAGGUAAAGACCUCUGCUGUGACUCGCCUCGCCUUUCGGAGGUUUGGCCCGAGGGGGCCGGUCGCCUGUCGUCUUCCCGCCCAGUUGCGUGCGGAAAGUGCGAUUCGUGGCUUGCUGUCCGGUGAGCUGGUACAAUGUAAAUACCUUACAGAUAUUUUUCUACCUUUAUUUAAACACCGCUCCUAUGAAAGACUUGGUGUGUGCGUGCGUGCGUGCGUGCGCGCGCGCGUUUGUACACGUGUGCAUUUGUGCGUGUUUGUGUUCGUGUGAAUGGAAAAGCAGUUCUGGAAUGCCACGGAAAUUUCUUGGCUGAUGUUGAAGACAACAAGCAUAUGUUUAAUUCACUUGCUUGUGCUGCAUUUUGAGCUACUUUUAUGCACCUUUCAAUUGCCCCUUGGGGAUGAAUAAAGUGUUGAAUUGAAUUGCUGUAAUGGUCACCAUGACGACAUGUGUGAUUGAGAACCUGUACAUUUCUUCACAAUAAAACCCCAGUGGAAGUGGA
Messenger RNA from Syngnathus typhle (broad-nosed pipefish), 2251 nucleotides. It is a transcript of the gene asb7, whose product is annotated as ankyrin repeat and SOCS box containing 7. NCBI's taxonomy places the organism in Eukaryota, Metazoa, Chordata, Actinopteri, Syngnathiformes, Syngnathidae. The transcript has 4 exons. Gene Ontology annotation, molecular function: protein binding. Bases 477 to 1721 code for a protein of 414 amino acids. Gene Ontology annotation, biological process: intracellular signal transduction. The record is from RefSeq and is a predicted model, not a curated record.